Molecule: messenger RNA, 987 nt
Organism: Sparassis crispa
Lineage: Eukaryota; Fungi; Basidiomycota; Agaricomycetes; Polyporales; Sparassidaceae
Exons: 7
Coding region: 1-987 (328 amino acids)
Biological process (GO): actin cytoskeleton organization
Cellular component (GO): cytoplasm
Source: RefSeq, a predicted model, not a curated record
AUGCAUCCGUUUGGCGGAACACCCGUUUGCCCGCGAUGCAACAAGAUGGUAUAUGCCGCAGAGCAGAUCAUGGGCCCAGGACGCAAGCUCUACCAUAAGCCAUGCCUCACAUGCACGACGUGCGGGAAGCGGCUCGACUCCUACAAUCUAGUCGAGCACGACCAAGAGCCAUACUGCAAGAACUGCCACAUCAAGAAUUUCGGCACGCGCGACACCCGCCUCGCGAACCUCCCAAAUCGCGACGAGGUCUUCGUCUCCUCUCCACCGACGUUGCCCGUGCGUGGAGGCUUCUCUCCCACCCGGCGCGUUGCGUCCCCGCCCCCGGCAUCGACUGCACCACAGCUCCCUGUGCGCCGGCACGUCAACAGCGCGCCCUCUGCACCGCCGAUGCUGCGCCCGACGCGGACGUUCAGUCCCGUACGCACGACGUUCUCCAGCAACGACCCAGUGGCUACCGAAGAGACAGGUGAAGAGGACGCACAUUCGGAGGGGCCUCGGACCCCGGAGCCUGCAUCAGGGGCGUUUCCAACGCACACGGGACGCGUUGGUGGGCUCCCGCGUACGGUACCACUGACCCUCAGCCCGUCGAAGGGUCGCAACGGCAGUCCCGCGAAGCCAGAGGACACCGCCGCGGGCCAGACGUCGCCGACGCUCACGCGGACGCUGCUCCCGUCGGCAACGGGCACGCGAUACGGCGUUGCGCUGGGCGGUCGUGGCACGGGCGUGGGCACGGUGUCGCCUAUGAUGACGGGCGGACGAGGCCCGACGUGCGGGCGGUGCGGAAAGACGGUGUAUUUUGCAGAGCAAGUAAAGGCGAUCGGGAAGACGUGGCAUAAGGGGUGUUUGCGGUGUACCGAGUGCGGGACGCUGCUCGACUCGACGCGUCUCACGGAACGCGAGGGCAGCCCGUUUUGCCAGAGGUGCUAUGGGAAGUUGUAUGGUCCCCAAGGGAGCGGGUACGCUCUGCUAGGUAAGGCCGGAGCGUGA